Messenger RNA from Trametes versicolor FP-101664 SS1, 1767 nucleotides. Its product is annotated as GMC oxidoreductase. Gene Ontology annotation, molecular function: oxidoreductase activity, acting on CH-OH group of donors; flavin adenine dinucleotide binding. The coding region runs from base 1 to 1767 and encodes 588 amino acids. The transcript has 6 exons. The record is from RefSeq and is a predicted model, not a curated record. Lineage: Eukaryota; Fungi; Basidiomycota; Agaricomycetes; Polyporales; Polyporaceae.
AUGUGGCCCUUCUCCGACCAAGAAAUCCCUACCAUCAGCCUCGAGGAAGCAGGCGUGCAAGGCUACCCAACCGCGCCGCUCGACGCGUACACAUAUGACUAUAUCAUCAUAGGGGGCGGCACCGCCGGGUCUGUUCUCGCCGCGCGACUCACCGAGGACCCAAAUGUAUCCGUGCUCGUGCUCGAGCGCGGCGGCCUUGCAAACGGCUGGAUGGACCGGGUCCCGCUCAUCUCAAGCAACCCGUACCGCGAAGGGGCCCCAGUGGGCCGCUGGUGGACCCGCCCCGUAUUGCCAACCGAGGACCGCGCGAUGGAGGUCGUCUGCGGGGAGGCGCUUGGGGGCACAUCGGCGGUCAACUGCAUGUUCUACACUCGCGGACCGGCCGGGGACUAUAACCGAUGGAAGGAGUUGGGAAACCCCGGAUGGGGAUACGAGGACCUCGAGCCGUACUUCGCAAAGUCCGAAAGUGCGCCCCGGAUUCACGGAACUCACCGCGCUCUGCGUUGCAGCGUCAUCCGCGCGGCACAGAAUGCCGGCAUUCCUUACGCCGAGGACCUCAGCGCUCCCUCCACGCCCGCCGCCGCCUAUGUGCGGCACGACAUCAGUCAGGAUUCCUCCAUGCGCCGGCACACACCCUUUCACGUGUUCCUCUCCCCGAAGGUCGUGCAGGCGUGUCGGCAGCGCCUCAAGAUCUGUCCGCACGCCCUAGUUACGCGCAUCGAAGUCGCAGCACCGAGCGGCGACUCGGAGAUUCCUGCGCAGGCGGUGGGCGUGCAUUUCGAGGCGGCGAACUUUAGGCAGGCCGGAAAGAGCUUCUAUGCGCACGCGCGCAGGGAAGUCGUGCUGUGCGCGGGCGCGCUGGCGUCGCCGCAGAUCCUGAUGUUGAGUGGCAUCGGGCCGAAAGCACACCUCGAAGAGAAGGGCAUUUGGGUCCGUCGCGACUUGCCCGGCGUCGGAAGUUACCUAAAAGACCACGUCGCGGUACCACUCACAUUUGAGGCGCCGAUGAAGGAUUCCCUGCAUGAGCUCGAAACGAGUCCUAUGAAGGUCGUCAAGGAACUCGCGACGUACCUCUGCACUGGACGCGGGAUCUUCUCGUACCCGUUCCAGGCGGUCACGCUCUACGUCGCAUCGUGCCUGCUCGACGACAAGUCGCACAUCUCCGUACCUGUGGGGAGCAACGCGGACGCGCUCAACACGCGCGUACCGGCAAACUGCCCCGACCUCGAGAUCAUGCCAGCCGCGAACAACUGCACGGACCACGACAUUCCGCGCACGGGCGUGUUCACGCUCAUGGCUGCGCAUAUCCGUCCCAAAUCGCAUGGUUCCGUCCGGCUCGCAACGCGCAACCCCCGUACGCGGCCGGACGUCGAGCUCGGGUUCUUCAGCGACCCCGCGGAUAUGCCCACACUUGUAAAGGGACUGCGUCUGGCGAUGCGCCUCGCUGAAGACAUGCGAGGGCAGGGGUACCCAUUGAAGGGCCUCAUAGUCCCAGAGACGCUUGAUUAUGACGCGCUGGACGCGUUCGCACGGAAGAACAUGCGGACGUGCUACCACUAUACGUCGACGUGCCGUAUGGGUGCGGAGGACGAUGUGGAACAUCCGGGGGUAGUGGACGCAAAGCUUCGAGUUCAUGGAGUGCGCGGUUUGCGGGUCUGCGACGCGUCUGUGUUCCCGGAGAUCGUGGGUGCGCAUACGAUGGCGCCUGUCGUCGCCGUAGCAGAAAGAUGUGCGGACCUGAUGAAGGAAUCUGCUCGACAGGCGUAG